Messenger RNA from Hydractinia symbiolongicarpus, 1396 nucleotides. RefSeq lists its product as uncharacterized. NCBI's taxonomy places the organism in Eukaryota, Metazoa, Cnidaria, Hydrozoa, Anthoathecata, Hydractiniidae. The record is from RefSeq and is a predicted model, not a curated record. The transcript is spliced from 4 exons. The coding region runs from base 1 to 882 and encodes 293 amino acids.
AUGAAACUACCAAACCAAAUUAAUGUAAAUAACGAAAAAGCUGAAGUUGAGAUAUGUGGCCAUCCAAAACCCGAAGUAAAUUUUUAUAUAGACAAAGGUAAAAGACUUCCUGGUGCGUGUAAAUUAACAGAUGAAAGACUGAAGAAGUACAAAUGCGAAGUGGAAUUAACAGAUUUGAACUGUGGGGAAAUGCUGUAUUUGGAAGGUCGCGGCUACGACACUAUGAAACUAACUUCGUCAUCUCUGUUAAUUGCCAACUAUACCCCGCAGAAUGUAAGUUAUAAAGCGGAUUCUAAUGGAUGCUACACAGUUACAUGGUCUAUUUAUCAUCUUGGAAUAAAAUGUGUUAAAAUGUACGAAUUGAAAGCGCUUCUUGAUGAUGAAUCGUUGUUAAAAAAUACGACUAUACUAACAACAUUGAACAAUAACUUUAUGUGUUACCCAUCCAUACUAUAUGUUAAAGUUAGAACAGUAUCUAUAUGGAAUGCUAAAAGUAAUUGGGUUAUGCAAGAAAUAAAUGCUGAGCGUGUUGCACAACGAAAAGAUAACAAUCUUAAAGUCAUUAUUCCUGUAAUUUUUGCGUUUGUUUUGGUUGCUUUUAUUGUUUUGCUGAUGAAAAGAAAGAAAUUCUGCAAAAGGAAUUUUGUUAAUAAGCAUCAACUACCAUGGCAAAAUGCUGAAGAUGGGAAUGAUGACGGUUAUGAAAUGACAGGAGAAACAUCAUCUCAUUAUGCAGAUCUUAAUCCUCAAUUUAUAACACCAAGCGUCUAUGCUGAGUUAACAAACAACACAACAGCAGAAGCAGCAUCGUCUAACUAUGCAGAACCUAAUGUUCAAGCAAUAAAACCAAGAUUGUAUGCUGAUUUAACAACAAAGUGUUGAACAAUAUUCCAAGAAGUACUUUCGUUUAACUGCAAAACUCAGACUUCCUACAAUUGUUAGGUAGCAUAUUUGCUUUAUUGAAAGUUUAUCCGCAUUUUAAAAUUUCAACAAGCUACCUAUUAAAAAUUAUUGUUUUUAGGCAUACCUUUAUUCAGUAAGCAUCACCCCUUUCCUGUCAUUUUUGCAUUCAACAACUUCUUUCUUUUUUUAUCGUACAUUCCUUGCGUUUUCAUAAAUCUGUACGUAUUGUCCAAUACGAAGCGUGUUUUUGUAAAAUAAUGGAUAUCAUUUUGCGCAUUUAGAAUUACUUAUAUUGGUGACUAUAUAAAUUGUUUUGUACAUAUCAACAGUUUUUAACGUUUAAAAAAACUCAGUUCUUUACAUAAUGCGGAAUAGGUGUGUUACGCCUUAAAAAUCCACCUGAAAUGGUAUGUACAGGUCCUAAAGAAUAUCUUGCAACGGAUGAGUUUUGUAUACUUUAAAUAGCUGUCAUAGGCCGGCGGUAGCAACACUU